Molecule: messenger RNA, 37584 nt
Organism: Podarcis lilfordi (Lilford's wall lizard)
Lineage: Eukaryota; Metazoa; Chordata; Lepidosauria; Squamata; Lacertidae
Source: the annotation of a GenBank genome assembly
GAUAUCUGUUGAGUGUACAAUAUGGGUUCCUGUGUACAAAAAUAACUGACUUGUACACUUGUAAAAUUCACCAAGUGUAUAUUCUGUGUACACAAUAGUUGUGCUUGACAAAUAAACAAAUGUGCAAUCUUUCACACAAACUAUUGCACAUGUGCAGAGUCCUCUUGUACUGUGUUCAGUGUAAUGUGUGAAUAAGCCCAGCUGGCAGGCUAGAAACUGUGUAAACAAGGUAUUGCCUGGAGAUGGCAUUCCUAUGGCUGGAUCAGCACUAUCCUGUUGAUAAAUCCACAUGCCAAUCCUAGUUGCCUUUAAUAAUAAGUUUUAUUAUUACUUCUGAGUAAAUGUAUGUACUCAUUUAGUUUGAUAUUUUAACAGUCUUUCCACUGUUGCUUUAACUGCUCCUUCCACUAGCCCUUCUUCUCAGUCCCCAGACAACAUUGAAUAGUGGCAGCAUCUAUUUAAACUGAUUUUACAAAUACAGUGGACACUCGCCUUGCGAACGUGAUCCGUGCGGGAGGCAUGUUCACAAUCAGCAGCAUUUGCAACCUACAGCAAUGCGUCUGCGCACGUGCAGGUUGUGAUUCAGCGCAUGCGCAAAGCGUGAUUUAGCGCUUCUGCGCUUGCGCAAGCGCCGAAACCCGGAAGUAACCUGAUCCAGUACUUCCAGGUUCGGCGCAGUGUGCAACCCGAAAACACACAACCUGAAGCUUCUAUAACCCGAGGUAAGACUGUAAUUAAUUAAGAACUUGGUCUUAGCUACCUCUAGUAACUUCAAACUCCAUCAUCCCGUGGGAGAGAAAAGUAUAUAUUGGAAAGAUGUGCUCCGCUCAUUUGUGUCACUCAAUACCCAUGCAUGCUUUCCAAAUAUUUCAAAAUGUGACAGUUAAUACUCUGUGUUCCAGGCCUUAGCACUUUAAUGUAUUGCAGCUAUGGACAUGAACCUUCCUCUCAUCAGAUCACAGACUUGGGCCACAAUUGAUGGUGCCGUUCUAUCGCACAGUUGUGAAUAGUUGAUGGACCUCUACGCAUAAUCCAUUUGUCAACAUUGUUUGCCAUAAAACUCAAAGAUGGCUGCAUUUUCAAAGAAGCUUUCUAAAAGCAUCUCUGCUGUGUUUUCUCCCCCUUCCUAUUGCUGUGCUGUUAUGAGCAAAAUGUUCAGCAUUUAAGAAUAAUUUGUUUGAAAAAUAGGUAAGAGCAAAAUGCACAGCAUGUCUACUCUAAAGACUGUUCCAAUUGUCCCUUACACACACACACACACACACACACACACACACACACACACACCACUGGUGUGAUUUAGCAUUGCUAUAAAAUUAAAAUGUGAAAAUUGCUCCAAGGCAGAAUGCUAUCACUUUAGAUGUAAAGCUAUCAGCUCUCACCAUUAAUAGGCAUUGAAUUUUCAAUCAAAAUAAUUCAAUCAACAAUCAAAACAAAACCAUGGACAAUUGAAAAAUACAGUCUAACAGCCUUGCAACUAGCCAUUAUUUCCCCCCUCCCUUCAUUGAUUUUAACUCUUACAAUCCCAAUGCAAUGCUAUGCAAGCUGAGAAUAUUGCAAGUGACCUUCAAGCCUGAUAUUUAGGAGCACAAGUUCUAAAUAGUUUAACUGGAAUAUUAACCAGUUGAAGCUUUUGCAGCCCCAUGUCCCUGGUCAGAGGCCACCAGGGAGGGGGGCAGGUGAAGUCAAAGCAGCAAAAAAUAACAUGACACCAUCUUGAGAUUGAAAUGGCCACAAUUUUAUUGAUCACAGAUGUGAGCAGACUUUGGCAAAGGUGUUGGGUAUGUAUCCUGACUCAGCCAACCCAGUUACUGGCUGAUACUACAUCAGGGUAAAUUCUGGGCUUCAAUACCCUCCCAUGACACAGAACUGUGAGGUCAACCCACCAGGACACCAUUUGGACACCAUUCUAUGGCCCAAUGGUCCCUGUCUGGGAUUUCGGGCAGAACCCAACCCCUGCACCCCAUUACUGGGGUAUCCUGAAUUUGAUCCUGGAUCCGGGGAAGGGGCACCCAACUCCCCACAGCUUAGACUAAGGAUCUAACCCAAUCCCUUCUUUCUGCCAAAAGCUAUAGCAGUUGCUAUGAGAUAGGUAAAACCAUCAGACAGGCCCAAUUCAUCAGCAACCAAUUAAUUCCACAGCAAGGUCAUACAGAUACACUCCCUGCUUACCUCUGAGCAGAGCCAAUGAAUACAGUGGAUUGGCACUGGGUGUUUGGCGAGCUAAAAUUUCCUUUGUGAUAUGAAAGCCCCUACCUGUAUUAGUGUCAACGAGCCCCAUCCUGUAUAUUUAUUUGCUAACACAGCAACUCUUAGAAUGAGGCUGUUAGUCUUUCUCUUACCUUUAAGAUAUUAAUAAAGACACAUUAAAUUAUAGCUGUGUGAGAGUGUGGAUGAUAAAAUGGCAGGAGCACCCAUUUAUAUGCACAUUUAAUUAUGCGUAAAUAUAACGUUACCCCAGACUUAAUAGUCUGUAAAAAUUCAUCAAGCUACAGUUUACAACCUUUGCCUAGCAAUUUGCUUCAUGUUUUGAAACCUGUCUGCUUUGUUACUCCUUCACUGGCCAUGCAGUAACUUUUCCUAAAUCUGUUAGGAAAGGUAAAUACUACAUCAUCUAGACAGGAUUCUGCACGAUUAGACCUAGUGAAGCAGCACACUGUCUGGAGGAUAAUUAAGCCAUAAACAUGUCUACAUAAUUUUACUCAUUGCAGUCCUAGGACGAAUGGUUGAUUUGCAGAUGAGCAAAGAAAAUAAUGCACAGAGGCUUUAAGAGCCUUAGGACAUAGCUGAAAAGUAAAUUUAAACUAGAUGCUGGGGAGGGUUGCAGAUGGACCCUGGCACCCAUUAGCCCCAGCCAGCAUGGCCAAUGGUCAGAGUUGAUGGGAGCUGUAGUCCAAAAACACAGAGACACACAGACUGGUCCCAGUGUAGCAAGAUGCAUUGUAUUUCUAUUUAAAUUACAGGCAAAUUACGUAAUAUAUUUGGAUAUAUACAUAUGAAUUGGCAUAUGCAAAUGUUAUGCAAAUCCAUGGCCUCUAAUGCCUCAUUUUUUCCUUUUUUAGGUGAUUUUGGCUACUUGGCACCCCUUCUAUUUGUCCACCAAACUCAAUAUUACCUACUCAGGCUGUCAGUGACUCACAAGGAUGAAGCCUGAAGGCUUGCUCAAUCCUGCUAAUUGGAGAUGCCAGAGAUCUGGGACUUUCUGCAUGCAAAGGCUGGUCCUUCUCCAAAUUUCCAGAUAGCUUAUCAGAAAUUUCCAAUAACAUGCACAGCCUAUUUACCACCCCUGAAAUCUGUGAGCAGGCUUUCCACGUAGAUGACCAGAUAUGCCAAUUUUGCUUCCUCUCAGUUUCUUAUUUUUCCAGUCUUAAGUUCAGAUCUCCACAUUUACACAUCAGUUGAAUUAAAAAUAAAAAGUUCCCAUGACAAUUUGUCAGCAUUUUUGCAUGAAGCUCUCCAACUAUAUGUGUGUUAUAUGCAUCCUCCCAUAUAAUAUAUUUUGUAUGUUAUUUUCACUCACAUAGGCAUUUAAAUGCAAACUUCACUGCAUGCCCUUUUGUUCACGCUACUUGGGCUUGAGAGCUGCAUUGCAAAAUUCAGCGGUGUGAAUUUCUGUGUUUGGGUUUACAAAUUUCCCCCCCAAAAGUGUGAAUUAGGUAUAUUUGCCUUUAAACGCAAACUGAAUUGAAUUUAUCCCUCAUCCUUACCUAUGAGAGAGCUGCGUAUCUUCCAGCCUCAACAUUGCCAUAGGGGGAGGUGAAAGUAUUCAAGAUGCACACCCCUCAGCUAAAUAAAUCUGCCUUCGAGUUUCAUGACUACCUUCUCCCUUCCCUGGGAGACAAAGAUUGCAUUGAUCCUUCAUCACUUUUCACAACACCGACCCCCAGUUUCCACUCUUCACUACCUUCUCUUUGCUUGGACCUUCUGUUUCGUUUAUAUAGCAGUCACUGCAACUUGGUAUAUCACUCAUUCCUAGUUGCCACCUCCCAUAUCCACAAUGCUGGUGAAACAAGAUCAGGGCCAAGCCCUGCAGGGUCUCCAGCCUUCCACAUUUGCUCACAGUUGACCUGCAUCCCACUGCAAAUUCCAUAUCAAAUCCUACUAGAAAUAAAGAUCUGAAGGUUAUAGCAACAUUCUACUUGUAUUUUAUGGAAAUAUUAGAUGAAUAUUAGGAUGAAUUUGUCACCUAUCUUCCCUUCCCAAGGCACCUUGCAAUUUGCUCCUUCCCAAUUAUUACCAAAAGCAGAAGGUGGCAGGUGAAUGUAAAGAUUAAUCCAUUAGGGUGAACAUACUUCCAUUUCAAAGUUUGUUAAUUUUCUUUCUACUUUGUCAGUUCUAAUUUAUCAUCCAACUUGAAAUGUAAUAAUUCUGCUGGUGCUUGAGUUCUAUAAUGUAGCGAAGGCUGUAUUAGAAUUAUGAAACUGCUUAUAGAUUCUAGCGACAUUUGUUAAUAUAUUACAAGGUAACACAUGUUGAGAUCAGGCUCCCGACAUGUCAAAUUAAAUCAAAAGAAAAAUUAGUGAAGACAUAGCUCAGCUGAUGUUCAAGCAAUUAUACCGAAACAGAAAACAGGAUUUCAGAGGAUUUAAAAAAUGGAUACUGUAUUUCCAUUGGAAAGCUUUUUUUAAAAAAGUUUUUUUUAAAAAAACCCCUAAAGCUAUAACAAUACUUCACUUUUGUGUUUUAUAAAGUACCAUCGGUUUUGAAUUAUUGCAAUGGAUCUGUCUGUCAUUAAUAUUCUUUGCUCUAUUAAAAUGACCAAAGUUAUUCAAACAAGUUUUCUCCUUUGUCUUAGCAAUUUUCUCCAUUAUUCAUAAAAGGGUACAAAACCCUCCACUCACAAUCAACAACUCACAACCAUUAAAACAAAUAGGACUAUUUAAAACAAAGCCUUAACAUUCUCUGGAAAGAAAAGUAUACUAGCAUCUCUUCCUAAGAGGUUAUUAGAGGAAAACGAGAUUAUUUCCAGUGCAUCAUCAAAAUAAGCACUUGCUGUAAACACAAAUACGUCAAAACCUUUAUACGUGUAAAAAAAUAUGAAACUCUAAACUUUAGUCCUCAAACACCAUUUAUGAAGUACCUGUUGUUAUAGAUCACAGCUACAGAUCAGAAUUUGGGUGCCUGUGUAUCGUUAAUAUGUCUCUAUGUGCGCAGUGCUCCCCCCCCCCCCAAACAAAGAGGAGCCCUCAGAGCCAAGGAAGGUGACCCAGAAAGAAACCCCUUUCUUGCAGUGCCCCUGUGCAUUUGCAACAGAAGCGACGCAGUGCAAGUGCAUGUGUGUAGCAUUUUUAUAUUUAUUGUUCUGCAUCAUAUACAAUUAAAACACUCUAUAGUUUGGAGAAGGUCUAAAGCAGGUUGAUGCAGGUUAAAGCAGGACUAAAGAAGGUCGACAUCAAUUUUAUUUCUUCUUUGCUGGUUCUAAUUUAUCAGCCAACCUGAAAUGUAAUAACCGUGCUGGUCACUGAGUUAUAUAACGGAGCCAAAGUUGUAUUAGAGUUACGAAACUACUUGUGGAUUCUGGCGAUAUUCAUUAAUAUAUUACAAGGCAACGCAUGUUGAGAUCAGGCUCCCAGUCUCAAGUGUUAUGGCUGUGAGUUGUAAGCAUUAAUGUCACUGAACGAUAAUGAUAUCUGCAGAUUGUUUAUUUCCAGUUGUGCUUCUAUAGACUUUUUCUCCUAAUGAAGUAUCAGCGAGACAUAAUCUGCAGACAUAAUUUUGUUUUUGCCAUUUGCCAUGGUUCCAUUCAUUGGAAGCAAUGAUAAUUCAUUCUCUCCGGGUCUCCCCUGUAUUCUGUGAAAGUGUGAUAAAGCAACACAGUAAUUUACAGAUUUAGUGAAGACAGAUUUAUUCAUGUAAUCCCAUUUUCCCUCCUCAGCCCCUUAUUUUGGAAGGAACUGUGGGACUUGGGUUCAAAUAUAAGUGAGGAAAAUGGAGGUGAAAAUGUCAGAGCCCCAGACAGUGCAGUGCGCCUCCAGGCCAUCUUCUCCUAACAAGUCCUGAAAGGAGGAAACAGAAACAUCCAGUAGGCAAUUGAAUAGGACAGGACAGCAAAAAAAGGACAAGGAUUCAUCUAAGAAAAAAGGGGAAGAGGGGAAGAAAGCAAGAGGUAUAACUCAUCUGGCUAUGCUAUUUAAAGCAAAUCUCUAAACAACAGGAAGGUUAGAAACUUAGAACCAGUGACCAAUUAGUUGCUUUGGCCAAUCCCCAACUGCACUUCUGGACUGAGAUGUAGCAAAGAUGGCCAUGUGUCUUACUUUACAGAAGACAGUCCUCUGUUUCAAGGCAUCCUCAGCCGAUUCAAGUUUGCUUAAAAGAAAAAGAAUGAUAAAUAUGGAGAACAGGGGCCUUGAAGUUCACCAUCAACCGAGAACACUUGGAGAAGAGACUCGCCUGAUCGCGAUCUCUCUCCCAGAGCUCUGAAAUAUAUUGUUUUUCUAUUUAAAUUAUAGUAAUUACUUCUAAGUUUGCAUAUACAAAUAAAUUAGUCUAUGUACAUUUUAUGCAGACCUAUCUUUUUGGGGAAGGAUGUGUUUUCUCUUUAUUGACAGUGAGUGGGUUUGGAUUGCAGCCAUGGUCUGUGUACAGUGGUGCCCCACAAGACGAAUGCCUCGCAAGACGGAAAACUCGCUAGACGAAAGGGUUUUCCGUUUUUGAGCUGCUUCGCAAGACGAAUUUCCCUAUGGGCUUGCUUCGCAAGACGAAAACGUCUUGCAAGUUUGUUUCCUUUUUCUUAACACCGUUAAUAGAGUUGCGACUUGACUUCGAGGAGCAACUCAUAGAACGUGGUGUGGUAGUUAAACUUUUAAAACUUUUUGGGGGGGUUUGGAUUUUGGGUUGGGGUGUUUGGAAUUCAAGGACUUGGUGUUGGGGAGGGGUCUGCAAGAAUCUGGAAGCUUGUGGUUUUUUCCCCUGCAUUUUUAUGAUUUUCUGUGACCAUUGGGCCACUCUGCUGUUUUUUAAAAAAAAUUCUGGAUUUGAAUUUCUGUGUGGUGGGUGGCUGGGGGAACAGUUGAGGAGGGGGUUCUUCAGCAAGAAGCAAAUAGAGGAAGAGGAACCUUCUUCGAGUUGACCCACAGAGUCAUAGAAAAUGUACAGUACACUUUGUUGAUUUUUAAAUGUUUUUCUGUCAUGUUUAGAAACUUAAUUUUUGUUCCUUCAAUUUUUGAAAUACUCUUUACAGUAUGUGUGACUUUAAAGAGCACUUAAUAAACUCUUGUUGUACCAAAUUUGGCUUUGUUUGGACUUUUUUUGACCAUAGGAACGCAUUAAUUGAAUUUCAAUGCAUUCCUAUGGGAUUUCGUGCUUCGCAAGACGAAAAAUUCGCUAGACGAAAAAACUCGCAGAACGAAUUAAUUUCGUCUUGCGAGGCACCACUGUAUAUGUUUAGUCAAAAGUACACACAUGACAAACAUGACAGCAUGAUAUCAUUAUUUACUAAAAGGCCUGCUUGCCGGGGGGGCAGGGCACCACAGAUCAAACUGUGCCUUGUUAUGCAGAAUGCGAGAGCAAUAAAAGGGGAAACCUUUCUUCAACAAAUCCACAUUGUGAUGGAAUUUGACAACAUUCUACAUCCCUAACACAGAACUCUUCAUUUAUAUUCUGUAUCAAGCCCUGGACAUGUGUGUUUUGAAGAAGUCACAUAAUUUUUAAUAUGAGAAGCACUGUGCCGCAAUUCUAAUUUAACCAUCCUUAUGCACUUACCAAGUGCAAGAAUUUUUUAAUUAAGUCCUUGAUCCAAGAAUUUCAUCCUAAUUUGCAGUUAGGGGUGUACUGGCCAUAACAAAGGUGGUUGCUCAUUCCUUUUCAUCUUCAGCUGUGGAUUGGAGAAGGCUCACAAGCAGACAUUUGUCCUGCAGUGAACAUGUGCUAUUGCAACUCUCCCAUAUUAACAGCUUGCAUGGAUUAAUUGGAAGGAACACUUCAUUCUUGUAGGGGUUUUCAAUCCUCAAGAAAUGUUUUAAAGCGUGAAAUGUAGCUAAUAGCCUGGCAAAUUGCAAAGCAGAGCCCACCACUAUAUGGGCGAUGAGCAAAUAUUCAUUCUUUAUAGGAGUCUCUGAGAAAAAGCAAAGAGAUUUUGCCUGCUGCAGGCUUCAGACGAGAUCCAAAGAGCUAAUUUAGGUACUCCCCAAGUGGUUAGGCACACCCAGAGGGUUUGGAAGAAGAAAAGAACAGAUCUCCUGUUCAAAAGCAGUAGCUAUUUGAAUCCCCCCAGAGUUUCUACAGCAGUUUGCCAUUUAAAAUGGCAGAUGCUGUUUAGCAAGCCACAAAGCCAAAGCCCCACUGGAACUCAUGGAAAUGUGCUUGUUUAUUGAUAAAAUGCACUAACCACUAGGGGCGGAUGAAUCUGUUGGUUUCAGUUACUUAUCUCUCCAUUCUUAAGUUCAUUUAAUCACAUUUCUACAUCUCUUUGCAUUUUUUAAAGUCUUGAAAACUAUCAGCGUUUUAAUGCUCAAUAUUCUCACACAUGUUUUUGAAUGCAAUUUUGCCUAAUAUACACAUUUUUUUCCAAGAUUCACACACACACACACCCAGAUAAAAUGUAUUUUUGGUAUGACAUUUUCACAGACAUUUUAAUGCAUGCAUGCCUUUAGUACAUUACUUUGGCUCGAGGACUGCAUCACAAAAGUGCAGGUUUUGAAGGAUAGCUGUGUUUGGGCUUCUGUAUUGUUUUGGGAAGUAUGAUUCAGGUGGCUCCACAUUUUAAUUUUCCCCACAUCUUUACUAACCAUCCAAGGAAGAGUUAGGCAGCCACCUCAGGCAACAGAUUCUGAAGUGGGUGGGGAGCAGACUGAGCUGUGUGCCCUGUAGCCAGCCCUGUGCCCUCUAAGCUAGCCAACUGCCUUAAUGUGCAGUAGAGGAUGUUUUCCUGUUGCCAAUGUUGAAGUAAGAUUUGACUGCCAGUCCAUUUGACUUCUUCUUUUUUAAAAAAAUAUUUUAUUAAGGAUUUUCUUGUUUUACAGAAGUGUAAUGCCUCGUAUUUUUUUUUCCAUGUAACAUUUUUACAAAUCCGUUUCAUUUGUUGAGGCAUUAGGGGGAGGAGGAAAAUGGGAAAAAGAAGGGGGGUGGAGAGAGGGAAGAUGGAUGGGGUCAGGGUCGGGUGGCGGUGUUUCUAUUAUGUUUAAUGUAUGUAGAGUUUGGUGUCAACGUUGCUUGUGUUGUUCACUUGUGUUCCUUUGGUGGUGAGAGAAGUUGGGGUUGGCCUAGGGUGUGAUUGGAAUGGGAAGGUGCUAUCUUAUCCUUUGCCUCUGGCAGCAAAAUGUCUUGUAUCAGCCUUGCCCCUUCUCUAUUAAAAACACUCAUGGUAUGGCUUUGCACAAAUAAUAACAUCAAUCUAACAACACACACAGUGUCAAAGUAGAGCCACACAGUAAGUACCCAAAUGAGCCAUGUUUAAAAGCGUUUGGAUAAUAAAAAAAGUCUUCACCUAGGUGGAAUCUUUGAAAAAUACAUUGAAUUUGGCAUACCUCACUCUCGCCAUCUAGUGUCACAUUUGUAUAUUGCACUUUACAACACAUUUAAAACGUUUUGUUUGCAGCUGUAUAGCUGAGUCCUAGUGUCCAAAGCUAAGCAGUGAUGCUGCCUCUGAGUCUCUUUUACCAUGAACUUCUUUAGAUCUUAGGCAUUAUCUUACACUUGAUUACAGGUAUGUUGUGCAUGCUGAAGUCACUUAAAUGGGUGAGUUGCCAGGUAAAAAAAUGGGAAAUUUACAUGGAAAAUUUAGGGCUUCUUAUUCAAGUAAUACUCUAUAACUCUUCUGUGCCUGUCACUAGAUAUGGUCGUGUGUACUGGGUAGUAUUUUGAUGGUUCUGCAGUCAUCAGUACUAACCAUAUAAGGACAUGCUAUGGACCAAGAGCAAUCCAAAUCUCUGAUUUGCAUGGGCUGUGGGAGUCAAUGAGUGAAUAUGAUCCCCAAAGUAAUUACCAUGUGGAUAGGUUGAGAGAAUAAAGUCAAACAGGUAGUUCCAGACAUGCCCUUCAAGAAACAGAGGCACUCUUUUGAUUUGUGGACUUGCCUCCAAUACACCACUUCCUCUAUCUGGCUGAAUUAUAAAUGCUAAGGAAUUCGAACAAGAAUAUAACCAAUGACUUAGAGCUAAUUUACUUCUUCAGUUUCUGGCAUGUUAUACAGUGCUCCUUAUAACAUUUGUUUGUUUUGUUUUUAAAAACGUGCGUGCCAAACAUGGCAGCUAGCUAAAUGUUGGAAAAGAACAAUAAAAACAAUAUAAAAACAAGUUUCUAUUUAUAUCACAUUAAAAAAUAUGCACCAGUGUGAAACAUAUAAACUUAUCCAGGAGACCAAAAUAGAAAAAUAACUAUCAACGAAAAUAGCGUGAUUCCCUAAAGGCUUGCGGGAAUAAGAGUGUAUUUAGCCUUCUAAAGUUAAAUACCGAGCUUGCUUUGUGGGUUUUUUUCAAGGUGUGAGUUCCUUAAUGGGGAUGCCACUAAAGAAAAAAUCCUGGUCCUAUUGGAAGGAAGGAAGGAAGGAAGGAAGGAGGGAAAGUUUUACAAAGUAUGAGAAGACAGGUAUGAGAAGACUCAGAGAGGUUUUGAAAGCUACAUAAGGCAUAUAACAGAGGAAAUGACAAGGAUGGCAGAGAAAUUCAAUUCAGUUCACAUUUAAAGGUGAAUCUACCCAAUUCACACUUUCUUAAACAAUACAUGAGCUGAAACACAGCAUUCCUUCAAAACCGACACAUCUCUGAAUUUUGCAGUGUAGUUCUCCAGGCUAGUAAUGUGUACAAAAAUGUACAUACUAGGGUAAAAUGUGCAUCUAAAGACAUAUAUUAGUGAAAGUAGCAUGCAAAUGCAUUUUAUUAUGGGGAAAUGCUUGCAAAAAAUGCAUAUAUUUCUCAAAACUUCAUAGAAAAAUGUACUUAUUAGUAGAAAUUCUCACUAAAAUAAUGGUGCAAAAUUUCAUGAGGCUUUUAAAAAAAUACAAAUAUAGAGAAAUGUGGAGUGCUGAAUUUAAGAGUGGAAUAAUGAAGAACUGAGAGAUUAAAAAAUACAAUCUAACAGCCUUGCAACUAACCAUUAUUUCCCCCCUCCCUUCAUUGAUUUUAAAUCACCUGAAGAUGAGAGAUGAGGCAAUGUAUGGACUUACAGGGUUCUGGAGGCAAGGAUGAAGAAUCUGCACACAAUCUAGGUGUUGACCAGAAUCUGGUGUAAAGAUUUAAAGGUGCAUAUUGCAUAGCCAGAAUUUUGAGAUGGUCUCACAGUAUAGGAGGGGCUCAUAUAGAAGAAGAAGAGAGCAUUCCAUGUCAGCUUUCUCUUACCCAGGGAAACUUCACAUGUUGAAGGAAAGUAUUUCGACUUGUCUUGCUGUGUAGCCUUUUUAUGCACAGGGAAAUUUACAUGCCGGGGUGCUAAUCCCCAAGCUGCAUUACUCUGCCCAGACCUUCUGUGCUGCUACACAUUUAAAUUGGCUCUUAUAUAGCAGUUCAUAGCUGCAAAAUUCAAAUAACUUGUCAAGGCAUUCAGAAAAAAACAGCUGAUUGUUUGGGAAGCAUCCCUUUAAAACUAAUGGGAGAAUGAAUUACACAAAGAUUGUUUUUCUCUGUGACAUACGUUUCUUGCAAUGCUACAUAUAUUGGCAAUCUGUGUAUAGCAAAAGAAAUGAAAGCAAGCCUUUGAGUGCCAACAAACUGGGAUUUAAAAGAAAAAAAUACUGGAUACCUUUUUGAGAAGUGAUAAAAGUUUCCUCUGUGGAUUAACUUUCCAGGUCAGAGUAAGAUGUCCUGAAAUCUCUUGAUAUUAGUCUGCCUUGCAUUAGUGGGAAAGACAUAUUCAGCACUCUCAAGGCAGUCCUUAAAACACACACAAUUUUUUUCACAAAAGCAAUUCAGUCUUAAAGCUUGUAUAAAGUAGUAAUAUAAUAUAAAGGGGAAAGAUAACCAUGCUUUGAAGUCCAGACCACAGAGAAGCUUGCUCAUAAACCUCUCAACAUUGAAAUGAACACCUUUUGUCACGUUGGCUGGAUCAUGCCCACAGGAUCAAAGUUCACUGAUAACUGGAGUUAAUGUUACUGUUGGAAAUCCUACAGUCAGGCUGAUGUUGGCCAGGACUCCUGCACUAUAUUAACCCAACCAUUCUCUGAAAAGGGCAGGUGUUACACUAUUCCUCUUCAAUUUCCUCCUUCGUAGUGAGUCACCAUUCAGCUUCUUUGAUUUCCUGCCUCUCUCUACAAUUUCAGCCCAUGUACUGAGCUCCACAGUGCUGGGAAGAUACUCCUAAUCUCCUGUACAGUUUCCCUAAUGUCAUGCAAAUAUUGCAAUUCCACCAGAGGUGGAAGAGAUGAGAUGUUACCCCUCCUUUCCCUGGAUGGCAAAAAUAUUCUGGCGCAUGUAUUGGUGUGUGCCUCCGCAUGGCCACACUGCAGAAAACAAAAGGAGCAAUCUCAGAGGUGCUAUAAAGAUAUCUUUAAUGAAAUUGUUCGAUUAUGUCACACAUUUCAAACCUAUAUCAUUCUCUACCAGGGAAUUCUAGAUACUGUUGCAAGGAGAUAUAUUCCCUUCUCCAGCUCUUUCCUCAUUCUUGAAAUGCAUUACCUUGUGAAUGAUUUCAUUAAAGAUGGGGUUUUUUUAGUACCUUUGGACUGAUCCCCGAUGUUUUCUGUACUGAAGUUCUAUUAACACAUUCUGCACAUCAGCCUAUAAAUUAGCUAAAAACCAACAACUUCAACUUAACCAGCUGUGAGACCAUUAUUCACUGAUCGGCAAGGGCACUAUGAUCAGCUGGUGGGAAAUGGAGAGUUUUGCCAUAGCCUGAUAAUUAUCGGCUACUGAUAACCUGGAGGCAGGCUUUCUCACCAGGGGCACCAAUGCUGCGGAAAGCAAUCCCUGCUGAAAUACCAGAGGCAUUUCACUGUCUUCCAAAGACUCACAUGUUUAGACAAGCAUUCCCUUGAACAUAAUUUCUGGUGUUAUUGCUUUAACUAUUGCUUUAAAGAGGGGGGGAAACCAUUUUCAACUGUGGUGCUUUUUAAUUGAUUGCUUAAUUGAAUAUUUUAAUCAAGAAUGUUUAUUUCUCCAAUGGAACUGUUAUCAUGUAUUUUAAUUGUGUGUUGAUUUCGUAAGUUGAAAACUGCUCAGAAGCCAUAUAAAUUAAAUAAAUAAAUGAGAUUCAAUUUAUGAAUGGAUAAAAAAGAGAAACAGUUAAUGAAGGGCAAGAGUGGAGGAAACUGCACUACUUUGAGAUACUGUCCCCUUGGAAGACGACGACGAAGAAGAAGAAGAAGAAGAAGAAGAAGAAGAAGAAGGAGGAGGAGGAGGAGGAGGAGGAGUUUGGAUUUGAUAUCCUGCCUUAUCACUAUCCUAAGGAGUCUCAAAGUGGCUAACAUUCUCCUUUCCCUUCCUCCCCCACAACAAACACUCUGUGAGGUGAGUGGGGCUGAUAGACUUCAAAGAAGUGUGACCAGCCCAAGGUCACCCAGCAGCUGCAUGUGGAGGAGCGGAGACGUGAACCCGGUCCCCCAGAUUACGAGACUACCGCUCUUAACCACUACACCACAUGCCUGCCCCUCCACCCUCUCCUUGAGACUAUAGCUUCUCUCAGAUAUUACUGAGAUCAGUCAAAAUCAAGUUACUCCGUUUCAUGACAUGGAAGCAGUUCCAGAAUGCAUAGGUUAGUCUUGGCAGCAAGCAUCAUUGCACAUUGUGUGUGGCAGUUGUGAAGAAAACUCAUGGGAAGGGUUAGAGAUGGGAAUCACCAUGAUGUGUGGAGGCAAUUCAUGAGAAGCAACCUGUCAUGAAAAGUUACCCAUCAUCACUCAGUUCAGAUAUAAAUGGCUAUCCAGACUUGAUUUUGGCACAUUACAUGUGUAUUCCCUGUGCAAAAUACUAGUAAAGUAAUUUAAUACUCUCUCUCUCUCUCUCUCAUUGUGAUAAGCUGUACAAACUUUUAUAUUAAAAUGUGCAUAGUAAAGUGUUUGGGGGUUGGUACUGUUUCUUGUUUUGCAUUGCCUAUAAAUGAGUUUACAAAUGAAACUAGCAGUAGGAACAUAAUAAAGUUGGCAUUCACUUAUUUAAUGCUACAGCUCUAGAAGCAGCUGAACUGUAUGUAAUGCUUAUCUUUAAAUAUGUGUCAAUCUUAUACCAGAUAGUGGGCUUUAAAAGAUCGUAAGUUACAUAGUUACAUACAAAUUAAGGUAAUGGUUUAUUUCCCCCGGGGCUCACUACAGUCUGUUCAGGGACCAAGCAAUUUGAGAAACAGAACAUGUGGAACGUUAAACAGUCCAAGAAGCAGUGACUAUACUGAUUGGUUUUAACAGCCCAAACUAAUUUAAAGCAUGCCAUUUGAUGCAAGUAAUCUUGGACUGGUUUUUUGAUUAUGCAACUGUAUUGGCAGCAGCGCUGGCACAGAGCUAUUUGUUCACAGUACAGAAGAGAACCUUUUGCUGUACCUGCUCCAUUUAGGUGCAGAGAAGGAAAUUGUUAGGGGGAAAAGCAGAUUGCAAUCCUUCUAUUAAACAGUUAACAAAACAUUAUAAUAUUCCUGAAUGCAUUACUAGAAGUUGAUUGGGAGGUUGAGGGCAUAUUGUAGAUUGGCGUAAUGUUAAAGGAGAGCAAAUAUCAUUCCCAAAAAGUCACUGCAUCCGUUAGAAAAACUAACGGUCUGAACAUAGUGUCACUUCAGUGUAAGUUGGCGACAAGAAAAGCCGUUGCCUCUGUUGUGGAACCAGGUCACUUGUGGUUUCCAGGUCAUUUGCAUCCACAAGCAUUUGCAGAAACAAUGGAACGAAUUACAGUAUCAUAUAUUUGUAAAACCCAUAGGCUAGAUUCAAUGUCAUCAUUCAGAUAUCACAACAGAUCAUUGUUACCAUAUUGGCCCGAAUAUAAGCCGCACUUUUCUCCGGCUUAAAUUUGAGAAUUUACAAAAAUUGGCUUUUACAACAUCGCUGUAGGGUUUUCUUCUACAUUUGCCAUUUAUGGGUGUGAGUGCCUGCGGAAUUUUAAGGGAGUAGGUUAUAUUUGGGCAUUGUCUUUUUUUUCUUUUUUCUCCCCAUGAAUUUUAAAGGUGCGGCUUAUAUUCAGGCCAAUAUGGUAGUUGUGAAAAGAAAACACUGUAGUGAAUUUUGGGGUUGUACAUUUUCUGUCUUUCUUCCUCCUCCUUCAUACGCAAGGAGCAAACUGCAUAUGGAAAAUGGUGGUUUGUACAAACCAUCAUUUGUUGUUGUUGUUUUAAAGUCAAGAAUAUCAAAUCACAAUUGGAUCCUGGUUUGAUAUCCCAGUUGCUUCACAAUGAUCUGCUUACACUACAAUUUAUUUUAGUCAGACACAAUGAGAAACUACAGAAAGCCACAAACUAUGAGUGGAAGCUUUAAAUCUCCGCUCUCAUGUGUGAAAGAUGGGGGAAGGGGAAGAGUGGAUUCAAAAUAUUUUCCAAACUUUUCUAUAUAUCAUCUUUCCUCAGCCACAAUCAAGGACAACACCUGAGGACCCAAAGCUGGGCAAAGCUGUUGCAAAUGUUUUCCCAGACCACUUCCCAAAUCCCCUUGCUCAUCUGCACUUUCAAGUUAAAGUGCCCUGAAACUCAGUGGAACAGCUGUAAAAUACAUGGAAUUGUGGCUGCAGCGAUGGUAUAUUUUCCUGUAUACUAGAAAUAACUGUUCUCCAUCUAUUCUUGGAUAGCACUUAAAUAUUUGAUAGCUAUUUGCUAGAGAAAUUUUUGUUUGUUUAUUCAACAGUUUUGAAAUAGCAAAAUGGUCUGCCAUUGCAGAAUGGAUUCCCCACUCCUCCUCCAUAAUAUAAUGAACAUUUAUUCAGGAAGGGUCUUAGAGUUGAUUGAACAGCAAAGAGGAUUUUGAGGAAACCUACAGUAGAAUCAGAAAAGAAAAGAUGCAUCCUUGAACCAGGUUUGCACAUCACAAUGUGCCAAACUAUGUGGAUGUGGGCUCCCAGAAAGGAAGGAGCUCACAGCUGCUUGGCUCCUCCUCAGCCUUCUUUGUCCCACCCCAUACUGAACGAUGUCCAAACCAACACUUGUGGCUAAGCUGUCUCCACACUAACCACAAGAAUAAACAUUGGCUACAGCGGCAUGGGAGUAAAAAGACCACAGGUCCUAGUAAUUCAUUAUUUGGCUUAGUGUGACAUACAACCCAGGUCAUAGUGUCUAGUUGGGAUUGGGGUGGGGGGAGAUGUGUCCAUCACAAUGUUCAGUUCACAUGAGACUGGUACAGGGCAAACCAAAUCCAGUCUUCUACUCAAUAGACAGUGGUGAAGUGUAGGUGGUUUCCCACAAGGCAAGACACAGUGAUAACAGCAAGAACCUUUAUUGAAUUAACAGAACUGGACAACAGGGGCAAAGCAACUGCUUAUAUACAUUUCUGAAGGCUUAUAUACCUGAUUGGCUGUCUAAACUUCCAAUCUGCGAAUCAUGACUCAGAGGCCCAGAUCCUGAAAUGCUCUGUGAUUGGCUAUCAUGUGUACAAUCAGAACACAGCGGCUCAGAAUCUUUAGUCCAGACUCAAGCUCAGGCACAGACCACUGAAUACAUAACAAGUGGCAUGGGGGUUCAGCUCACCUCUGGUUGAUCCUGUCAUUGUUGCAUACUGAGGAGCGAGAUGGUAAUGAGAUUGGCAUGAUACAAACACACUGACGAAACCAAACCACUUCUCCCACCGGUGCUGUUGCCCUGUGCCAACCUCACUGUUGUCUCAGCCUCUCUGCCUCUCCAUCCUGGUAUGUAGCAGUGAUGCAGGUGACCAGAGGUCAAGUGGGCACCACCACCCCGCCGGCCGCUCGCUUCUGCUCCUUUACCUAAGCCAUUGAUAGGGAACUACUGUGUAUUUUCUAACAAUACUUAUCAAAAUAGGGAUGCAUGCUCCUAAGCCUGAGCCAUAUGACCCACAUCUGGAUCAGGACGGCAGAUGCAGAUUGCAAGGCCCAUUACACACAAUUAGGAAACCUGACUGUUCCACGAAUAUAUUGAGUUCAGUGUAUAUGUUUGAUUCUAAAGUAUAAUAUACUGAUAAUAUAAGAUGAGAAACAUAUAUCGUCAAGGCUGGAUCCGUCAGGGGUCUUUUUAUUGUGUCAUUUAAUAAUUGUUCAUAAGAGUUACAUAAGAUAUGAUAAUUAUAUAAUCAUAUAAAAUAAAUCACAUCUUCAUAUAUCUCCUGUGUUGUAAAGCUCAGUGAAAUUUACUGCUGCUAUGAAUUCUUGCAGCUGUAGAGAUACAAUGUUCUCUGUUUUUAUAAAAAUAAAUAGAAACCUAUAGAUAUUGGCUAACAAAGAACUAAUACUUUUCCAUGAGGUUACUUUCUACAAUAUACAGAUUUAGUGGGAUGUUCACUUGAUGGCCACGUUUUGAGUUGUAUUUCACUUGCAAUCCAUUUUAAUGCAAAACACGACAAUUACCUUAUAUUUAUGCAUAUUUAAACAAAGCAUUUGCUUUUGAAUCAGUGAAACAAGACAUUAACCAGCCUCUAAAUGAAUAGUAUGUUGUAUCAGGCUUGUUUUCGCCCUCCUGGCAUUCAAUGUUUACAAUGCCAAAAUAUGAGAUUAUGCUCUGAGCACUCAACUAUCAUUUUCAUGGUACCAUUAAAGCCAAGCCACCUUCAUACCAGUUAUCUUUUUUUCUCAUGCAAGAAUUCUCAGUAAGCGGCCUUUUAAAGCUUAUCCACAUGACCCAUUUCUAUCAUACCAUGAAGUGAUUCUUGGAGCGUCUUUGUGAUCGAUCCAUGUGGCUAUUGGUCUUUUGAAAAUCUUGGACACAUACAAAGAGUUGAACAUGUGGGAUGAUGGAUUGUGGCCAUUAUUUCUUUCCCUUUGGGAUUUCAUUGAUGCUGCACUUAUAUUGUCCUGAAGAGAAAAGAAUCAUCCAAUUUUUUUUACUGUAUUCUUACUAAAUUCUGAAAUCACAAUAAUGAAGGCCUACACCACCAAAAUAAAUAGAGGGAUAGAGAAGAGUGCCUCUCAAUAUGUUAGCAACUAUGGGGUUUUUUAUUAAAAAAAAAUAAGGACAAGAACAAAAUCUCGAUAUACUACCUAUUUAGAACUUUCUAAAUGGAAAUGUUAAACUGAAAGUAACUGUGAGGAGUUUUUUUCAAAUCCAGUGAGGGUUUCUUAAGGAGUGGUUUUACCACUACCUCCUUCAAGCAAGCAGGGACCACCCCUUUUCGCAAGGAGGUAUGAAUCACCUCCCUGGCCCCAGCCAGCUGUCCUCUUCUUGCUAGUUUUCAUCAGCCAAGAGGUUCAAGGGUCCAGAGAGCAAAGAGUCACCCUGACUAAUGCAAACACCUUGUCCAUAUCCUCAAGCCUUACCAACUGAAACCCACCCAACACAACAAGACCAGACAAUGCUGUGGACACCCUCUGAGAUUCAUCUGUUGUAAUAGCAGAGUCAUCAUCCCAGUGGAUACAAGUGACUUUAUCCUCAGAAUGCUUUGCAAAGAAGUCACAGCAAGCUGCCAUCAGUUCUGCUACAUUCUUCAGGGCAGACUGUAAAAAGCUCCAUACCACCCAGAAUAGCUUUGUUGGAUGGCAUAAUGAGGGUGCAAUGGAGGCAGACUUUGCUGCCUUCAGUGCCACUGGGUAGACUAUGAUGAUCCCUCAACCAGUUUUCAACUGCAUCCAACUGGAGUUUUCCUCCACUCAUGUUCAAGCCAUCUCCCGGCUUGUCUAAUUGCCCUAAGCUCUGGAGUAUACCAGGGAGCCAAGCUGGCUGCUCAUAAUGGGAGAGGGCACUCAGGAAUAAUUGUGUCAAUGGUGUGAGCCAUUCAAAUGUUCCACCCAGGGCAGAAGUGCCAGUCAUCACUCAGGAAAUCCCUCAGGGCUGCCUGGAAACCAAUUGGUUCCAUCAGCCAAUUGGAUCUGUCAGCCAUAGAGUUGGGGAAGCAUCACAGAACAACUAAUUAAGCAGAAUAGAUCCUCCAUUAAUAUACUAUUAUUAUGUCCAAAGCAUGUUGCAGAAUGCACCCACAAUAAAAUACCAUGGGGGGGGGGGCUAACAAAUACUAUGUCAUUUGUAAUCCUGGCCACCAAAUUGUUUAUCAUGUUUCAAGACUAUUUGUGAUGAAGACAAAUAUCACUGGUUCCAGUACAGAUCCUGAUUAUUUCCUUCUUUCAAGAAAACUGUACAGAAUAAAAAAAUACAUUGUAGGUGAAUAGGGGUACAGCAAAGAAGAAGACGACAGUAGAAAGUUUUUCCCAUUUAACUGAAAUGGGGAUAAGCUCCCUUUACAAGCACAGUUAAGUUACUCUCAAGCCAAACUUUUAGUUAAUGAUAACUGGCAGUAUUUGCUCACCAGAUACACCCCUCUGCUCUAAGAAUUCUUCUCUCUUUACUCCUUCCUCCAUUAGUGAGUCCAGCAGUGUUAAAGAACUUUAUUGCCAAGUAGCGGCUUUUACUACUGAGCUUUACUUCAGUUAAGAAGUUUUCACAGUUAUCUAUGGGUGGAAAUCAAGAGCUGUCAUUUCUGCCCUUUAUUAAGUUUCUAUAGCAAGCACUCGCAGGUGUGAAAAUGAAAGGAGCAUUCCUUGGUACAGAGGACACAAUGAACUGUAAAUCUUUUCGCUCCCAGUACAUCAUUCUCAGGACAACUGGGGGCAAGGAGUCUUUCUCACACACCUCGCUGUGUUGAAUAUAGACAGGGCUGCUAAAACUGAACUAGCAAACUGGCAUUUUUUGAAGGUGGAAACUAGUCUUUCUUUAAUAGGUGAUGGUGGCGAGAUAGAGAAUGUGAUCAUUAUCCAUGGUGAACAUAUGAAUGGCCUUGGUGCCAGUCAAGCAUAGCUUUGAACUCUACACAGAUGAAACCAAAUUACAUAUAAUAAUAGACAACUUUAUUUGACCUGGUUUUUAGACUGACCUCUUCUUUUCCCAAGUGAACGUCCUUCAGCACUUCGUAAAAGGUAUGCGUGCUUUAUAUCUGGGUAGGUUUGUACAUAUUUAUAAAGAUGCUGUUAAAUAUUUCAGCAGUUAGGGAAUAAAAUACAGCAAGAGUUUCCCUGCAGUUCAUCAGCUUGCCAAGGGUAUGUGGUUCCAGAAGCCCAAUAAGGUCAUAGACCAUUUUUCUGCAGCAAAGCAACUUGUGGACUAGAAAGGUGAUGCUGUCACAGAGGCCUAGUCAACACAGCAACAGAAAUCAAAGCAAAAUAGCCAAACAAGUAAAACUAUCUAAGUUCCUGAUGAUAGACAGAACAGUAGAUUGAUGAUAGUUCUCCACAUGAAGCUGCCAGAAAAUUGAAAUCUUUAUCAGAGGCCCUUAGGUGGGUGAUUACUGGAGAGAGGCCUCUUAUUUUACUGAUAGUGCCAAAAUUAUGGAAUUCCCUUAAUAUGGACUAGGAGUAAGGAAUGUUUUUUCAGCCCAAGAGCUGUAUUCCCUUCUGGGCAAACUUCCAAGCGCCACAUGCCAGGAGUGGAUAGGGCCACAGGGAGAAAUGGAAGGAGCAAGAACAGCAACAUAUUGCCUUUAUACAUAAGGCUGGUUUAGCGGGUCUCAAACUUUUUUUUCUGGGCCCCAAUUUCAGAACAAAAAUCUGCAUUGUAUUUUAUUUGAUAAGAAAUGUAUUGGAAAACAAAGAGGAAAAAACUCCUAGCAGCGCUUGAGUUAUAACAAAGAACACAAGUACUUUAUCAUAUGAUCCAUGGGACAUCCGGAAAAUAAAAAACAUGCAGCUACAUGAAUCAAUCGCAAAAUACAAUAUUGAUUGCUUUGAAUCUUCCACCACACUUGUCAGGAGGUCCUACACAUGAGUAGGCAUCCGGCAGAGACACAUGCCCGACUGGCAUGUUCUCUCCCUCCUGGUCGGUCGUUCAGGAGCUUCAAAAGCUUUCUCCAGCCCGAACAUCACAGUGACUGAUACCAAGAGGCAUGAGCACACUUUAGGAUCAGCAGAGUGUGUGCAUUCAGCGUACAGACUCAGUAGUGCAGCAUUUUGGCUAAACUACAUUUAUUUACAUAUACACACUCAGCGCAUCUUAACUCAGCUCCUUUCUCUUCAGCAUCAAACAGGAAAGAGAAAGAACAAAGGACCAAAAUCCUACAUCACAGAAACUCAGUAAUACAAACAUCCUGUCUCUGUCACUUCCCACAAUGUGGAAUGAAAACAUGCACAGUCAUGUGAGAAAAACAAUCCCAUGACUGCAGCACGGGGAAUGAAUCCUAACAACUUGCCAUCCCCUCCUGCCACACUAGUGUGGCACGCCAUGCCCUUUGAGAACCACUGAGCUAGUUUCUACACACACACACACACACACACACACACACACACACACACCUCAAUCCUUCAUCCAGACAAAAGGAGUAAUGAUUGGAGUUCAAGGACGCAUUCCAGUCGGGCAAAAACAGAUGAGAUGUGAAACAGAGCCAGUGAAGGGUGUGGCUUGGGAAAAAUUCUGAGGGACACAUCAAACGGAUUGGAGGAUGAUAUGUGGUCCCCAGACCUGGGACUCCCUGCCUCUGCUAUACACAUAUGCCACCUUCACUAUAAUCUUUUGGUGCCAAGUGAAGUCUAUAAUUCUGUAUCAUUCUAAAGGAAGGGUAUGUGCACAAAUGCCAAGCCCAUGGCAGCUAGGGGUGUGACCAGAACACAUGUUGGUGCAGAGGGGAGUUUGGCUAGCAGGUUCCCACUACCAGCUCACACAUUAGUUGAAAAGGAAGAGCGUCUUUUGAACAUCCUUUUAGUUGCACUGGUGUCAGUUUAUUUAGUUAGUUGAGAAACCCAGUGCAUAAAGACAGAAGAUAAAGACAUUUGAUAAGACACAUCAGGAAUGGGGAAACAGGAACUGAUAAACUGGCAUGCAGGAACGGAAGUAGGUGGGAAAGAGGCAACAGCAGAAAGUGUAAGGAUGAAUGGGAACCCAUGAAAGAGGCAAGUGAAAGAUGGCGUGUACUUGAAAAUAAGAUGGGAGCCAGACAUGAAGUAGAGAGAUGGAGGACUGGAAUGGAGGACAGAAAGGGAGCAGACAUGUGUAAGGGAGCAUGAAAUGGAAUUGGAAGGCCCAUAAGCUUGAAGUGAACAGUUAAUAAGCUUGAACUGAAAUUAGGUAUUGUAUUCUGAAUUAACUGUGGGCAGCCCUGACAUAGCAGAUGCCUGGUGUGGUGGGAACAUCAAUUUACCCAGUUGGUGUGUUCUUUCCAAUGGUUUUCUUAAAGGAAUAAAGCUGUCAUUUCAUCCAUCCAUAUUUCCGUCUUUAAAAACUUCACUCUGUUAAGCAAUAGAAAACCAGCAUAUGAAGCUAAUGGAUCACUUAGCAAAACAGCCUUCUACCUGCAGAGCUAAUUUCAAGUUUUAAAUUCAGAAUGUAAUCUACAUUUUGUUGGCUAUUUGUGUUUUUCACAUCCAUUUUAUGAUUUGAGCAUGAAACUAAUCCUUUUAUGACAGCAUGUGUUAAUUUCAUCUGAGCUUUCAGGGACCCUCUCUAAAUUAUCUCACACAGUGGUCUCUUUUAAUUUAAGGAUAGAAGGCAGCAAGUCAGAGCCCCAAGCUAGUAAGGAACAAGAGCUACUCAAAUAUGAUACAAAGUGUGCUAGUUUACUGUAGCUCUUAAUUGAUAAUUACAAGCUGCUGAAUACGUUGUUUAGAUCAUUUUGUAAAUGUAAUGUGUUUUCUUUAUCUAAGAAAGUUUAACAUAAGCAGGUAAACAAACGUUGCCUCAGCAAAUUUGGGUAAGUAUUCUUACCAGUCACAGGCACCCAAAGAGGAUGGGCAUUCUUACAUUUUUACUAGAGUUGGAUUGAAAAUGUAUCCCAUGCAUUCUUUUUCUACCACUCUCCAUCAAUUUAUGAGGAAAGAAAUUGCAUUUAAAAAUUAUCAAAGAGGAGAGAAAGUUUCCAUGCUAUUUUCAUGAGUCGAGUAUAGGGUGGUGGUGGCUGUUCUUAUCUUACUUCGAGUUAUGUUUCUGAGUCUCCAUGCUUCCAUUCUGCAGAUCAUCUCUCCAGUCAUUCAUCCCCUGCAGCCUUCCUGGGUGCCAGCACUUUCAUGAAAGCCCAGAGGAUAAUGUCAUGAAAUCAUUCCUCCUAUUGGGCUUUUGAAGAUCAGGAAAAGUGGGCAGCCAGGAAGGAUGCAGAAUGUCACAGACAUGGAAAGGAAAACAUGUACACACACCACCUUCAGUUUCCUUGCAGUCAUAAGGUAAGCUCAAAGCCACACAUCCAUCAAAAUUCUAAAAAAAAUUCAAAAGUGAGAAUGAAACAGAAUAAUAGAAGCAUCUUCCACAGGCAGAAAAAACUUUUGAAAACACAGAGAACACAACACUGGUUUUGACUAUCCCCACCAGACAGGUUGAGCCUCCAGAACUGGCAUAUAAAUGCUUUGCAUUUAUGCUCCUGAAGCAAGAAUCAUGUAUUUGCUAUCAUGGAUAACUAUACUGAACAAUAACAGGUCAGAGAACAGUAUGGGGGACACUUAAAAGAUAAAUAAAGUUUAUUUCUUGCAAAAAAUCUUGACCGCACUGCAUGACAGUGAUUCAGAUAGGCACAGAAUGGAGAACAAUUGUAUAUGCAAUGCACAACAAAGUUACAAAAUAACGGUUCCGGAAAACUUUUAAAUUGUUGGUAUGUAUCCAAAAUGUUAAUGCUAGUACCUAGCAAAGCAGAAAUAGUUGCAAAAAAUAAAUGGGAAUGUUUGGCACAUACCUCUUGCUCUGUGCUGUUCUUAGUCACUUGUUUUGUACCUCUGUUUUGAUUUACUGAUAGACAGCCACAGAUAAUGGCACUAUUAUACAACUGUGCAAGGAAGUGAAGUAAUCCAAUUUUCUUCCAAUUCCCAAUGAAUGGCAUAUUAAUCUUUCAGUUCUUGGUUCAGCUGUUUGAGCUUCAUUUGAUAUAAUCUGAUGUGAUUCAUAUAUGGAUAUGAAAAGUUUAACAAAACAUACUGAAAACUCUUGCAUGCUACACCAUGCUGGCUUUUUUUUUUUUUUUUUUUUUGAGUAGAGAGUAAGCUUUGCCUCUGUUUCCCAUUAAAACUGAACAUAUUUCUGUUGAACCUGCAUUAAUAUAUCACACUAUAGCAGCUUUCACCAACUGAGUGUCCUCCUCCAUUGCUGUGCUGGCCAAGUAUGAUGGGGAGCUAUAGCCAAACACAACUGGAGGGUACCAGGUUGGCAAAGGUAUUGGCUAUAGUAUUGCCAGACAAUCUAACAAUGGAACAGUUGUGCUUAGAAAUGUAUAUUUCAGUGUUGGUAUCUUCAAUCAAUCAAUUAUUUUAUUUGUACGCUACCUUUCCAAAGUUAAAACCAUGCUCAGGGUGGCUUACAACAUAUAAAAAAAAUCACAUAACUACAAACAUAACAAAGGUAGUCAUAAACAAUGAACAAAGCAUCAAAAAGUACACAACCAAUUUGAACAAUUUCCACAUAAAUCAUUAGAUCCAAAAUAAGGCUACAAAAAUUUAACAGCAACAGCAGCAACAACGCCCCCCAAACAAUACUCCAGACCAAGAGUCUGUUCAGCAGCAUCAGUUUUUGUAGCUGGAGUCAGUCAAAGCGUUUGUACAAUUUUAAUAAUUUGGAUCUUACUUUCAGUCACUUGUAUAGUUUUUGAUCUUGAGAAAAGGCAUUUAGCCACAUAUAUACCACAUUAAAGCCUAGUGCACAUGUUGCACCAGAAACUGAUAAAUCCUAGUCCAUGUCACUUAACAAAUUUCCAUUACAGUGGUACUUCAGGUUACAUACACUUCAGGUUACAUACGCUUCAGGUUACAGACUCCGCUAACCCAGAAAUAGUGCUUCAGGUUAAGAACUUUGCUUCAGGAUGAGAACAGAAAUCGUGCUCCGGCGGCACGGCAGCAGCAGGAGGCCCCAUUAGCUAAAGUGGUGCUUCAGGUUAAGAACAGUUUCAGGUUAAGAACGGAUCUACGGAACGAAUUAAGUACUUAACUCAAGGUACCACUUUACAGUUAUUCAGGUAAAUGCUUGAGGAUGAAAACAGCAAGUGUUAAUGUUUACCUAAUGGCUUGUGACCCAGGUACCUGAGAGAGCACCUACCUUCCACAAGUGCCUGCCCAAGUAUGGAGGUCAUCACUGGAGGUUUUAUUUUUAUUUUGAAUGGCCCACCUUCUAAAGUCAGGUGGCUGGCAACCAGGGAAAGGGACUUUUUCCAUUCCGCUGACUCACCUUUAGAACUCUCCUCAGGGAGCCUUUCCAGGUCAGCACCACCUUUGAUACCUUUUUUGCAGCAUGUGUAGAUCUCCUCCUCCUCCUGAGCUGGAUCUCUCUUCCUGCUGUGAUGCCCCUUUUACAUAAACAGCAAGUUUAGCCACAUUGGCCCAUAUGAAACAUUCCAAAAAAACCAUAUAAGGAAAAUAUCCUUAUUUCCUAUUUUCUGACAUUUUGGUUGGUCAAACAAAUAUUGCCUUAAUACCUCAUAUGUGUUUUAUUUUGUUGAAAUGUGCUGUUUGAUCAUUUUAAUUGCUGUCAUAAAUUGUUAGCUGCCUUGAAAAUAGAAAUCCUGAAGGAAAAACAAUGCAUGUUGAAACUAAAUAAUUUCAAACCUUCACAAGCUGCGGUUUCCCCUCUUCCAACUAUCUGUACAAUGGACUUCAUCUUUAAUUGACAUGUCAGUUGGAUUGUUUUCUAGUUCUUUGACCCUGUUCUUUUGCCGGUUGCCAAGACUACCCUGCAGAAGUAGAGGGUGUGAAAACACCCAUGUAAACAGAGUGACCGUUGCUAAAUUAAAUUGCUAUGGUGAGAAUGCAGUAUUUGUGUAAUUAAUUUGUACUUUAAUUGCUGUGCAAUAUGAAUAUCAGCAGUGUUUUCUGUGUACUAUGAUAGCUCCUUUGGGACUUGAUGAAGAUUGGGGCGGUUCCUGUUUAGACAUCUUAAAACAAGGCUACUAUUUGAUUAUCAUCUACAGAUUGGUGUAAAGAGUGAGAAGCAAUAAAGGACUCAAAGAGUAAUAAGACUGUGCAUCUUCAUCCAGUGUGACUAACUUUUUAGCCUAAAAGUGUGACCACUCCACAUAAACAUGCAUACACACAACAUAUACACACAGCCUCCUCUCCACUCUCCACUCAUUUGCAUCCACAUAAAGGUGCCGUGCUGCCAAAAAUUGUGGCUUUUAGGGUGGGCAUUAAAAAAUUGCUAUGGGGCCAUACCAGGCCCUCAAAGCAGGGGUUAGCCACCCCCCAAUCUACCUGGACAUACUAAGCAAGCAGCUUGCAGUCAUUCUCAACCUUGGGUCCCCAGAUGUUGUUGGACUACAACUGCCAUCAUCCACAGCCUGCAGAAGUAGCAGUCAGGAAUGAUGGGUAUGGUAGUCCAACAUCAUCUGGGAACCCAAGGCUGACCUAGAGGCUUCAUUUGAGCCCCUGGAAAACAGGGACACUUGGAGGGUGUGAUAAAAGCUGAAAUGGUGGUUUUGAGUUUUUUAGAAAAUCAUAUCCAAGAUGCAAAUGGAAAGUAAGAAAGGUAGUAACCAAACUCCUAUAGAUAUAGCACUCCUCCUAGCCAGGUGUGCUACUGGGAUGAAUUAGAGGGGAGGCAGCCACACAUCAUAUUAGGCAUGUCACUCCACCCUUAAAUGUGGUUAUUCCCCCCCCUUUUUUUUUAGAAGUAGUCAGUAUGGAUACUGAUCUGGAUUGGGAUCCUCAUAUGUGAGGCAGGAGAACUUGAACUCUCUUCCCUGUGCAGUGGACCCAGUCUGAACUGGGGAAGCUAGAACAUCUGCAGCAGUUGUUCCCAACCUUUUUAUUGGCCAUGCCCCACCUAAGCAUCUCCAAAAUCCUGAUUCCCACCCCCCACCCCGUGACAUAUAAUUCUUAUUAUUCAAAAAGCUAGCUCCUAUUCAGGUGGAGGAAGCCGAAAAGGCCAUAAACAAGCUUCCAAAUUGCCCCCUUUAAAAAUCAAAUUGUCCCCCUGUGGGGGCGUGUGUCCCACGAUGGGAACCAUGGAUCUACAGUUUGCUUUGCGGUGAUCUUUCAUUAUACAGUGGUACCUCGGAUUACAUAUGCUUCAGGUUACAGACACUUCAGGUUACAGACUCCACUAACCCAGAAAUAUUACCUCGGAUUAAGAACUUUGCUUCAGGAUGAGAACAAAAAUCGUGCAGUGGCAGGCCCCAUUAGCUAAAGUGGUACCUCAGGUUAUGAACAGUUUCAGGUUAAGAAAAGACCUCCAGAACAAAUUAAGGACUUAACCCAAGGUACCACUGUAAUGCAAACUGCAGGCCAAGAAAGCAAUGAGUUGAUGUGCCUCUUCUCCCCACACUAGGGGGUCCAAACCACUCCUCCCCCAUGCUGGUUGUUUGUAAACAUAAACAACAAGACCCUGCAUAGGGCAGUGGCAUGACUUGGAGGAACUUGAUUUUGCAAGCACAAGAUGCAGGAUGCAGGAUGAAAACCCAGGAGAUGGGAUUAAACUUCACUGAAGGAAGGCAAACAAUGUGAGACAGAUGGUCUUUCUUUUUUAAAAAAAAACAACAACCCAGCCUUAUUGUAAUAAGACACACCAGGCUCUAUAAUUCCUGGCAGUUUCAGCAGAAUUAUACACAGCAGUUGGAAGGCACCAGGCUUUGGGCCAAGAAAACCUAACCACCCAGGAAGUGAAAUAAUCACUGUGAAAUGUAUGACUUGAAAGGUUUUCUUUCACAGUAUAUUGUAGGCAACGUACAUAAAGAGAAGGUUGCAUAUGGCAUUAUAGGCAUGGGACCAGAUGCUCUACUUCCAGCAGUCUUUAGACACGUAGAUUAGAAUGACUAAGAAAUAAUGCCUUUAAUUUUACUUCUUUGAUGUGACUGGAACACACAAUUACCCAAUCUAUGUGACACAUGUAACUGACACUUAACGUCUAUAUGAUAACUGACACAUUUCUUCUUUAGAUGCCUUCAUGAUUUAAUUUCUAAUCUCAAUGGCACUCUGGGCAUUUUGUUAUGUUUCCCUUUGUUUAAUUAUUUUUGGAACCCAGUUUUUGAGACCUGCUUACAGGAAUUCUGUGGUGGAUUCUGCUCCUGUUCUGAAAAGAAUCAAGUGUAAACAUACUGGGGUUUUAUGGGCACUCUAUUUGUCUGAGAUUCUGUACUGUAGUAUUAAAGCAGCUGCUAAUAACCUCUGUGUGCAUAGCUGAAUGCAUUUUCUUUCAUUUCUGAGUGCUUCUUAAGGUUAUACGUGUGAAAAAUGCUUUUAUUGGUGAACUGCCUGCGAUUAGAGCUUUUUUUUGUUGUUCCACAGGUUAAAAAAGCCUUGCAUAUAACCUGAAAAGAUGGACUGAGGUUCCUGCUGUGCAAACCAAAGGUUAGAUUGAUGAGCACCCCAACCCUUUGAUCUUCUCAUCGCCUUCCAGCUGCUGGUUAGAUUGUCUCUUCGGGGAUAAUGAACUCCCUCUCUACUAGAGGUUUUUGUGACAGUUAUUACUUCAUGGCCAGAAGAUUUCUUCUGCUCAGUGGCUUGUUGGGUAGAGGCAAAGCACAUAUGCCUUUAUUUUAAAAGGUGAUGCAGUCGAAAUAAUAUUUGCACCAAACACAACAUAAAGGCUGAAGCAGCUAGCUAGGCAGCUGCCCAGCAACCAGAUCACUGUUGUUUGCCAAGAGGGAAAGGGGCAAGGUGGUGGGGAGGCAGGCAGGGUGCAAAUGCACACGUGGAGCCAAUCUGGUGCUCCAGUCUUGCCAGUGUGUUUGCUCUGUACCAACCGGCAGAGCUUUGCUGGGUUGUACGGGGCCUUUUACAGGCAGGCCCAAAGGAGGUGGGAGAACCAAUGGUAGCUCACUGUGACUGGUUUGCAAGGCAUUUUGAGGAUAAAAUUGCUUGCAUCCACCAACACCUCGACUCUGCUGUUAGUAAAACCUGGCUCAUAAGUCACGUUGGAUUUAACCACUUUCAUUUACACAUUCCCUUUAGACUCUUCACACUGUUUUCUUUGCUAUAGCCUGGUUCAAGUGACUAACUUGGCAGACAUUUUUAUAUUCUUACUACAAACUGUUUUCUCCCUAGGGUUGAGGACUGGGGAUAUCAGCUGCCUCAUCCUGGCCGAUGUACAUUGUGGUUAGAUGGCACUUGUCUUUUCAAGUUCCAACAAUAUAACCACUUUAAGGUUAACACAGGUUAACAAGUGAGAUUUAAAACAGACUUUUAUAUCGAUUCACUUAAUGACCUUGAACUGAAAAUAUACCAAUUAGACUGUCUUGGAGCUAUUUAUUUUCUGCUCCAAUGCACACAGCUAAAUAGUCACAGCUUCAUAACGGUUUAAAUUUUUUUUUACUUUUGCUGAUAAAGUAUGAGACUUCUGCCAACAAGGCACUUCAAUGCGACUAUGAAAAAUUAAAGAUCUAAAGCAGCUGAUAAUUUAUUGUGAUUAAUUGUUUCAAAAGUUGAAGAACUCAAAAGGAUGGGGAACAGUAAAUAAUGCUUUUUGUCCUCUCUUUUCCAUGACAGAAACAGAACUUGUGAACCUCCAUUUUCCAGACCUAAUUCUAAUGCUCUGCAAGUUAUAAAGUACCUGCCCUGCAUUUAACUACAGUUUCUACUGGCUCAUCACUGGAAUCCUGAAUUUCUGAAAAGUAAACCUGUAUUGCAAGGGCUUGUCAUCUUACAUGCACCAUUUGCAUUUUAGGUGUUCCUUUAAAGGAUUAUAGGUGCAUAUGUUCACAGAUGUGAAACAUUUAUUGGAAGUAUUAUACAUGUAUCAGGGUGGUUAUAUUACAGAUACUGCUGGUAUAUUUUUGAACCUUUUGUUUCAUUCUCAUUUAGUUUUUGUUUGGUAGAAUUUUUAACUGCAUGUUGUUGUUGUUUAGUCGUUUAGUUGUGUCCAACUCUGCAUGACCCCAUGGACCAGAGCACGCCAGGCACUCCUGUCUUCCACUGCCUCACGCAGUUUGGUCAAACUCAUGCUGGUAGCUUCGAGAACACUGUCCAACCAACAUCAUAAUUUUUAUAUGCCUGUUGUCUUUGUCCAUGAAGUUUUCUUGGUAGGGAUAUUGGAGUGGCUUGCCGGUUCCUCCUCCAGGUGGAUCACGUUGAGUCAAAACUCUCCACUAUGACCUGUACAUCUUGGCUGGCCCUGCACAGCAUAGCUCAUAGUUUCUCUGAGUUGUUCCAGCUCCUUCACCACAGCAAGGCAGUGAUCCAUGAAGGAGUUUAACUGUGUAAUCCUCUUUUAAAUAUAUCCAAGUUGGUGGUUGUCACUACUUCAUAUGGGAGCUAAUUCCAUAAUUUAACUAUGUGCUGGGGGGGGAGUGCUUUCUUGUGAUCAUAGAAUCCUAGAGUUGGAAGGGACCUUGAGGGUCAUGUAGUCCAAAUCCCUGCCCAAGGUGAGAUUCAGAAUCUCAUGCUCUACCGUCUGAGCGAUCCUGUCCUGAAUCUUCCAACCUUCAUUGGAUGACCCCAGAUUCCAUUGUUAUGGGAUAGGGAGAAAAAUGACUGUGUUCACUUUUCCAACACCAUGUGUGGUUUUAUGUACUUCUGCACUAACAAAAUAAUUAUGGCCUAUGUUUUAGUGGAUAGAGGUCACUUCAUCAGAUGCAAGAAGUGCAGCCCUCGGUAGGCAAGUAUUUUGUUAAAUGCCAUGCCCAUAAAAGAGAGCAGCAUUUCCUUCCCAUUUAUGGCCUCCCCAAAAGUGUCUUAAGAAAUGCCACUGUAAAAGUAUUGUUCAGAUAUUCCUGCAGCACAGAGUGAAAAAUAUAUUCAUGGUUUAUUAUGUGUGUACAGUUUGUCCCUUACAUUUCAUCUCCACAGAAACCUCACUUAUCACGUCUACUUCUUAAAAGCAGUUCCAUUUCUCUACUUCAGGCUUCCAAUAUUUGUGCUCUAUUACGCUUUUGCCUGCUUUCCAGAUGGAACUUGUCGGUCAUUAUGAACAGCCUGUUAAAUCUCUUGCCUAUAGCAACUUUUAGCCAUCAUUUUUGAACCAAACAAAGGGGACUCCCUUAUCACAGCACUCCAUCCGGGACUUGGCUAUAGAAAUGAGGGAACGUAGAACAUAACAAAGCCCUUCUGGUCUGAAGCUCUGCUCUUUUCCAUGGCAGGUUGCAUGGAAUAAUUUAGUGGGUGGUGAACUGAAAGCUAAUAGUGUUCCUUUCUGCAGUCAGUGCCUCACCUUCUGCAGUCAAUACUUCAUCAUAGCAGAGAAAGUUCCAAUAGAUAAUAGCUGCAUGCCUAUUAGUACUGAAUAUGAACAUUCAAAGAACUGAACCCCACAUAAGUCUGUUGUUGCAAAAACAACAAAUGUUCUUGUAGCUCUUUACAGAAAUACAGAUCUAUUGUGGCAUCCAUGGUAAUACACUGGAGCCCACAUCAUCAGAUAGCGCAGAUGUAUCUGAUGAAGUGGGCUCUAGUCCAUGAAAGCUUAUGCCACAUUAAAUCUGUUAUCCUUAAGAUGCCACAGGACACCGUAUACUUACAGAUGAAGAGUUUCCAAGUUUUUAAUUAAAAUUUGUAUAAUUGCCACAGAAUUUGCAUUCUGCACACUCCAAGAACUGUCAAAAGUUCUUAGAGAAUUGUUUUGAAUUUGAAUACUGUAACAUUACUGCUGGAAGUCUCAGAACUUCUCGUUUCAGCAACCUUGAAGUAUGUUCAGAAUGAAGAUGCAUAAUAUCCUAGCUCUAUAACAAGCCCCAGUCAAUAUAUAUCUCUUUAUAUGCCCAUGGAUGCACGUUGAACACCCACAACAAAACCAAAAACACAUUCUGGCAUAUGGGAACCAAAAAUGCUGGAAAACAGUGCAGAUUCAUAAACAAAGUGCCACCCUGGGACAAUACAGUGGUACCUCGGGUUACAGACACUUCAGGUUAAGAGACUCUUUGGGUUACAAACUCCUCUAACCAGGAAGUGGUUGCUCUAGGUUAAGAACUUUGCCCCAGGAUAAGAAUGGAAAUUGUGCGCCAGUGGCACAGCAGCGGCAGGAGGCCCCAUUAGCAAAAACACACCUCAGGUUAAGAACCGUUUCUUAAUUCUGGAAUGAAUUAAGUUAUUAACCCAAGGUACCACUGUAGUUUGGCUCCAUAAAGUUCAUUGCCACUGUGAUCUCCUGCACAUGAAGAAACUGAUUGCUGCUCUACAAGACUAUAUCUGACCCCCACCCCCAUACACAGAGUGGGAGCUGGUAAAGGAAACCGUGAAGAAGGCACAAAUCUUUUCACUGACCCUGGGAAGAAGGGUGGGUUAGAGUUGUCUAUAGAACAUUUUAACAGCUAAGUUUUAUACAUAUCUAAUAAGAAGAAUAGGAACCACUUCCAGGUUCAUGUGCACAGCAAGGAAAAGGAACCUAAGGCCCAGGGGCCAAAUGACUUCUCUCUUUACCUGGUCCUUAGGAGUCUCCCUAGGGCACUUUCUCCACAACCACAUUCUGCACUGGCCCCAUCUCAUGUGCCCCUUGAGCAUUUUUGCCUGGCUGGAAUGGAUCACUGAACUCUGUUUAUACUUCCUAGUUUCCUGGAUGGGGGAUAGAGAGGUUUGUGUACAUAGGAAUAGAACUACUGUGCAACGCUAAAAAUUGCAUCCAUUGUUUAAUACACUUUUGUCUCUGGCUCCUGCCCAGAACUGGCAUGUGGCCCAAGAGAGUUGCCCAGACAGGAAUAGGGCCUUCUGUCUAAAAAAGGUACUCUGUCCUUGUUAUAUAUUACAUACCUUCCAAAAUUUCUCCAAUGAAAAUAGGGACAUACAAUUCAAUGUUUUAUUGUACCCCGCCCAUCUGAUUGGGUUGCACUUGCCAUUUUUGGUGGCUUCCAAUAUAUAUAAAAACAUAGCAAAACACUAAACAUUAAAAAAACUGGGCUGCCUUCAGGUGGCUCGGGGCUUGGAUAACUCAAUGCCCUCCAGCAUUUCUCCAAAGAAAAUAGGGACAACCUAAGGAAAAGCAGGACAUUCCAGAAUCAAAUCAGAAACCAGGAUGGCUUCUGUAAAUCCAAGACUGUCUCUGGAAAAUAGGAACAGUUGGAGGGUCGGAUAGGAUUGCAGCUUUAGUAUUGGUCAGACUAAGAUCAAUCCCCAUUCUGCUUUCAAAUGUGUGUGAAAGAUGCCGGGGUUGGACCAGGAUUCCAGUGUUCUGACUCUGGAUCUGGGGCCAGCGGUACCCAAAACAAGGCAUGCUUAGUUCCUAGAGCCCAGAUGAAGAUGGAAUGAAGAUCUGAAGCAUUGGCCUCUGUUACGCAUACUCCUAGCUUCAGCCUUCAUAGCUGUUGCAUAGUCCAGGCAUGUAUAAGACUGCAGGAUGCAUCAUGUCUUUAUAUUAGAUUGUCAGAACUAAAACAUUGUGCUAGUUAACUUGUGAGAUAACUUCAUUUAUUUCCUGAGCUCCCCAGACAGAUAUACCAUAAAUUGCUGUUAUAGGAAGGUAAAUUAUAGUCGCUCUAUAGCCUUGUGAUUUGCAUUAAGUAAUAUAUCUUUAGUCGUCAGAUCAAUACCAUUACAGAAUUCUAAGCUGUGGCUUUCAGCAAAUAAUUCCCAUGUCAGAGAUGCAAUUAAUUGAUUGUUGUUGUAUGUGGGGUUAUAUAUAUAUAUAUAUAUAUAUAUAUAUAUAUAUAGUCUCAUAUUUUACAUGCACUUAUUAAAUGAAGAUAGGGAAACAAAAGCCCCCUGAUGUGAAGCUAUUGCAAUUACCCUCAAGUAAUUUGCCAUUUAAGAUGUAGCCCUUUACAGGAUUAUACUUACAAGAUAAAAAUGACACUAUCAAGGAUUUCAAUGCAUACAGAAUGCAUGUUAGGGUCCAGCUUAUUAGGAAGUGAACAUUGUUAUUAGCUCAUUGGCGGGGAGAACAGGGGACACAUUUUUUUCUAAAAGGAUUACAUUUCUAUAUAAUGAGCCAAGCCUAUUGAAGAAUAAUAACAGUUGACUCAAAAGGAUGUUUUAGUAAAACUGAAUCCUUUUUUUUAACCAUUUUGUUGUUGUCUUUUCUGUAAUAACAAAAACAGUGUAGUUUGUUCCAGGAUGGUGUUUUAAUUCAUUAUUGAGAGAGUCUAUGCUGCUAUUUGAUUUCAAUAGUAUGAGUGUUGGAUUAGGGCAAUGGUUGCUGUUUCUUUAUUCUCAAAUGCUAAAAUGCCAAUAAUAUGUGAGCAACCAGGAAAGUGCUGCUACUGUACAACUUUUGCCCAUUUCCUAAAACCUUGGUGAAAAACGGUACAGGCCCACAGGGAGAGAGGUCAAUAACAUGCCGAUAUAGUGUUUUAAUGUGUGAUGUUUUUGUGCUUAUAUUCUCAGCAUUCCAUCACACAAAUUUUUAAUCUUGGUGCUUAUGCAGCAUCUGGCUGUACUUGGGGGAAUAGAUGCAGCUGAGCUAGCAGAAAUCCAAACAAAGUUGAAGGUUUCAUAGUUAUCAGAGCAGUCACUGGGGAGAAGGUGCUAGGGCAGCUUGAGGAAUAGCCUUAUAUGACUAUUCCUGGUGGUAAUUCAGAGGCUGCAGCUGUUACGAAAGGUAUGGUCACUCCUCUAGAGUAGUGGAACCAUUACAGUAGUGCCUUGGAGCACUCAGAUGGAUGUCUAAACAAAAGUGAAUGUGCUAGUUUUGAUCUUUAAACAUAAAACCAUGGAAACUGGUUCUUCGGAUUACAGUGGUACCUCGGGUUACAAACGCUUCAGGUUACCAACUCCGCUAACCCGGAAGUAGUACCUCAGGUUGAGAACUUUGCCCCAGAAUGAGAACGGAAAUCGCACACCGGCGGCGUGGGGGCAGCAGGAGGCCCCAUUGGUGAAAGUGCACCUCAGGUUAAGAACAGUUUCUGGUUAAGAACGGACCUCCAGAAUGAAUUAAGUUCAUAACCCGAGCUACCACUGUAUUCUGGCCAAUGGAAGCUGCCUUUGUUAUAUGGUCAUCUGGAAAUAUCUCUCUCUGGAGAUUUGCCAAAGUGUAAGAGGCAUUUUCUUGAAGCACUAUAAGACAUAUAUUGUCAAAUUCACUCAGCAUUGGCAUGGUGAUAUAUCAGCUUUGUACAGUUGAUAUUUUAGUAUUGUGUUUAUCCAACCUCAAGCAUUGCUGGUAGAAAAGAAUGACACUCCAAUAUCUGAUCUGUAUCAUAAACACUGUUGCUGAUAGUUUGUCCUUGAAAUGGGUUAGCAUAUAUUUCUAUUUUUAUAUAUAUAGAAACUUAAAACAAAAACAACCAAGUCAUUUCCAGAAAUGAAGCCACCUCCAGGGGUGCAGACGUAGCUGUGUAGUUUGGACAAGGGGAAGGCGACAGGGACUGGGGUUCCCUGAUCAUUCAGCCAAAGCGGGCAUUCUUUUGCAUAAAGCCAGGAGUGGUUCACUCAGGGCGGAACCUAAGCAGCAGCUUCCCAGAAACAGUCUCUACCGCUUAUCAGGAGCAUGAAGGGAGGCGAUGUAUUGGUGCACCAGUGGAGGUCCAACUCCCAAGCACAUUAAACCAAAAUCAGUGAAAAUAAUUCAAAGCAAAUAUACUCAUGACCAGACCGCUUGCAAUGGGCCAACACAUAUUCAUUUUCAGCACAGAAAGCGAAAGAAAGAAAGAAAGAAAGAAAGAAAGAAAGAAAGAAAGAAAGAAGACUUUGUGCCCUCUGCAUUAACUUUUUCCAAGACAGAAUGGGAUCCGAAAAAGGACAGCAAAGUGCAUAACUACCCAAAGGUUUAAUUAACAUCCUACAAAAAGAGAAAAGGAAAUGAAUAUUUAAUCAUUCUCACAGCAAUAAAAAAAAUGGCAGACAUGCUGAAAAGCUAUAACUUGGAAUAAAGCUCCUCAUUUUCCCCAAGGCCUCAGCUUACUCUUUAUCUCACAGUGUAAAGUUUUAUGGCAUCCAAUAGAUGGUUGUUCAGGUCAAAGGAUGAAUUCAGACAGCAAUUGGACACCAGUGGAGUUGCGGUAAUUACAGUACCUCUUAUGUGUCUGCCUUUCACACAAAAAUGUCAAAAACCUGAUUGGAAAGUUAUUGAAUUCUACUUUGUUCAUUAAAACUGAGUUUCUGACAGGCAGAUGAAAGCCUCCUAAAGUUAUUCUGAAAUUGAUUUUUCUAAUAGUUAAAAGUAUCUCUAGAUAGCUAGCAUUAUAAGAGUACAAAAUAAAGUUCUCAUUUUACCUUUUUUUUUUUUUUUACGUAAGUGCGUAUGAUGGUGUCAUUUGCUCUCAUGACAACUCACAUUCCUAAAGAUGGCAGAGUCCCACGAUGGAGACGUAUGCAGCCAGAGUGGGCAGUAGACAUGAAAUGGUAGAGCAGCCUUUGCCAACAUGGUGACCUGUAGAUGUACAACUCCCAUCAGCUCAAGCCAGCACAGGUGAUGGGAAUUGUUGUCCAAAGCAUUUGGAGAGCAUUGGGUUUGGGAUGGUUGUGCUGUAGGAUGUAGAAUUCAUCCAGUGCUGUUGGUUUUUCUGUUGCCUUUGAAAUCAUAACAGCAAUAUUGGAAUAUCCAACAGUGGAAGUGCAAUUUGUCGAAAUUGCUUUGCCCAAUGUCUGCAGCUAAUUUUAGAAAUGCAAACAAUACUUGCUAACAUCGGAGAACUGCACUCAACAGGGGACAAGCGAAUCAAACAAAAUGGAUCUGGUUUAAAUAGCCACCUUAUUUGCCAACUGUUGAAGACUUUGCUGAAAUGCUUGAAGUAAACAUAUAGUACAACAGAAGAAAACAAGCCUCAGGUUGAAGAAGCAAAGGCAAACGCUCACUGCUGCAUAUGGUAUAUCAUUACCGUUCUAAAUUUAAUGAAGUUUUAAAGCCUUGCGUUUCACAUCACAGUUGGUACUGAUAUGCAUUUUACUGUUAUUGCUGUUCAUUUGCCAAGUGAAAAUAAUUGAUGGUCUUUGCUUAGUGAAUUUCCCCAUUUCAUCUGCUUCUAACUGCCAUGUCUAUUAUUUUCCUGCAUGCGUUUGUGCUUUUAGAUAUGUAAAUUGUACGGUAGGUCAGAUAACUUUCUAUUGGGCUUGAAUCAUUAAAUCAGCAAAGGUCAGGAACAGCCACCCUUUCUCUCCUUGCCUUAUAAUAAUUCAUGAGUUCUUGUGUUGUUUCUUUGACAUCAGUAAGGAUCAGCUGUAGAACCACUGUUGUUCCUCCAGGUAAACAAGUCCUAUAGGACACCAUUCCAUAAUAAAAUCAGUUCACUCUCAUCUAUCACUGCAUUGCUUGACAUAUGUACACUGUUCAAUCCAUUCUGUUAUCAGCUCAUUCCAGUCAAUGGAAUGAGAUGAGAUACUUCAUUACUGGCGAGAAUAGAAUGGUACAUAAAAUAUUGUUACCACUCCCAAUCUCUGCAGCGCUGUGGCAAGAUUCCAGGUGAGAGGAAGGUUUCCAGGCAUUCAUCCAGGCUCUGUGUUUCUUUGAGAAUCAAGACGCAGUCAGAAGCUUUAAGAAAUAUUGUUUAUUCACAUAUUUACACCUGAGUUUAGAAAGAGGGAGUCCAGAUCUUACAGCAUUGGCAUCUCAAGAGUAACUUGCUCUGUGCAGCAGCUCAACAAUGCAGACAGAAUCAUCCCAGGUGCCAUCUGUCAGUGACUGGCUGGACAUUGAGGAUUGGUGGCUGAUAAGUGGGCAGUGGAAGAAGUAGGGUUUGAGACUGACUUAGAAGAAAGGAUCAGUGAUCUGGGGGGAGCCUGUAAUAGCCAGGAAAUGAGAGGCAGAGACAGGAGACGCUGCAGGAUUGGAGAGUGAAGAACAGGUGCAGGAGGUAGGUCAUAAUGCUGUACAGUCAAGGGCUUUCAGCUCCCCCAGGUCCAGGCAAGAAUUUAAGCAGAAGGAGCAGAAGCAGGUUGCACGUACUCAGUCUUCUCCUGCUAGCACGCAGCUCAG